This is a messenger RNA of Microdochium trichocladiopsis, 564 nucleotides long. RefSeq lists its product as uncharacterized. The record is from RefSeq and is a predicted model, not a curated record. The transcript has a single exon. NCBI's taxonomy places the organism in Eukaryota, Fungi, Ascomycota, Sordariomycetes, Xylariales, Microdochiaceae. Bases 1 to 564 code for a protein of 187 amino acids.
AUGGGCCCUCCCGUCAUCGACAGCCACCCUGCAGCACCUGCCGGGACUUGCGGCUCCAAGCUCGCAGGGGCCGCGUCCGGAGGGGACCGGACCACCUCGUCUUCGUUCCACGCCUCCUCUUUUGAUUCUCGCCGUCCUGCAUUGUGCGUACUGUACAGAUGCUGCAACACCACCCGCGCACGAGACGCUCGCAGGGCACCCGUGCACUCCAAGAAGGCCCGGUUACCAGCGGGCCUCGUUGUCUGGCAUCGCCCCAUGCAGUGCAGGAUCAUCCUCCUGCCAUCCAAGCCAGGGAAUUUCCCGGAUACGGCGCUUGUACACUCGCUCCGUAAGGGUCCUUCCCAGCUGGGAACAAUCUCGCGUGCUGGCAAGCCGACCACUACAUGCAGGCCACCGCGGGACGACACGAAAAGCGCACAGGACAGGCUCGGUGUCCAAUACAGCAAUGAUGGCGCUGCAGCACGGCUACAGAUGAUAGAAUAUCAUGCAGGAGCCAUCGAACGCUACCGAGCCUUCAUAUGUCUUGGCCGGGGACUUCGCACACCCCCGUUCCGACCAUCGUGA